Messenger RNA from Clunio marinus, 7119 nucleotides. NCBI's taxonomy places the organism in Eukaryota, Metazoa, Arthropoda, Insecta, Diptera, Chironomidae. The record is from the annotation of a GenBank genome assembly.
AGUUCAGAAGUGGAUAGAAAAAAGGAUCAAAUUAUUAAAUUAAAUAUUGAUGAAAAUUUCUUCCAUAUUAAUUAAAAAUUUAUUGAAAAACAAAAACCCGAAAUUUUGAGCUUCGUGAUUAGUUCUAAAAAAAGAUAGAUUAAUACUUUUAGAAAGAAAAACCAAAGAAAAGUUUGAUUGUAGAGUUUGUCCCGAUUUUAUUACACCUUCACAUAUGAUAUUAAUAUACAUAUAUUUGCACAUUUCUUACACGCCUUUAUAGAAAGAAAAGUUUCAGUGGAAUAUUUAAUUAUAUGAAACAUUCUUAAUCAAACCCCUUUGAAAAUUUUAAAAUGACUGUAAAAAAAUAUUUCAGUAAAAUAUAAAAUUGAUGGCUUAACAAUCUUUUCCUUUAACAUAUCAUUUUUUAUUUGUAUGUUCUAACGUUUCGUUAAUCCGUUCGAGAUAUUGUUUGAUUGGCCAUUUUUAAACAAUUAGGAAUCUUUUCUCUUUGCAAGAUCAAGUAAUCUUUCAAAUAUUACAAGAAGGAAAAUCAUAUGACAUAACAAAGUCGAAUAUCGAUUUUAAACUGACAAUAUAAAUUCUGCUAGAAUAUAUAUUUCAUAUAAUUUUUUUACAUUAGUGCACUCUUUCGUUUGUGUGGGAAUAUAAGGAAAAAUUACCAACAAAUACACUGAAAAAAGAAAACUGUGUGUGGAUAGAAGAAAAAAGACCCUGAAAAUUUCGUUACAUAAUUAUUUUCUCAAAAAAUAGGAAGGCAAAAUUUAAAAGUAAACUUUAAAAAACGCAGAAAUUCGAUUAUAAUUUGAUAUUGGAUCACAUCGUCUGUAUGCAGCAAAAAAUUAUCUAAUUGAAAUACGCUCUAUUUGCCUACUUAGGAUAUUAUCUUCAACUGCUAUCUAUCUUCUUAAUAAAAAUAAAAACAUCAAACUAAAUUAUCAAAGUAUAAGGGAACCACAAAUCAAGACGAAAGAUGCCACCCAAACCAAAAAAGGACAAUUUGGAUGAUCUGAAACAGGAAUUGGACAUAGAUUAUCACAAAGUAACAAGCGAGGAGUUAUAUCAAAGAUUCCAAACACAUCCUGAAAAUGGUCUAAGUCACGCUAAGGCAAAGGAAAAUUUGGAAAGAGAUGGACCAAAUGCUUUAACACCACCCAAACAAACCCCGGAAUGGGUUAAGUUUUGCAAGAAUCUCUUUGGUGGAUUCGCCCUUCUGCUGUGGAUCGGAGCAAUUCUAUGUUUUGUUGCCUAUUCGAUUCAAGCAAGCACGGUUGAAGAACCAGCCGACGAUAAUUUAUAUUUAGGUAUUGUACUUUCUGCCGUCGUUAUAGUUACUGGUAUUUUCUCAUAUUACCAGGAAUCGAAAAGCUCGAAAAUCAUGGAAUCUUUCAAAAAUAUGGUACCCCAAUUUGCCACGGUUAUUCGUGAAGGUGAAAAAUUAACUUUACGUGCUGAAGAUUUGGUAUUGGGUGAUGUUGUUGAAGUCAAAUUUGGUGAUCGAAUUCCGGCUGAUAUUAGAAUUAUUGAAUCCAGAAAUUUUAAGGUUGACAACUCGUCUUUGACUGGAGAAUCAGAGCCUCAAUCACGCGGUCCUGAGUUCACACAUGAAAAUCCUCUUGAAACGAAAAACUUGGCCUUUUUCUCAACGAAUGCUGUUGAAGGAACUGCAAAAGGUGUCGUUAUAUCUUGCGGUGACCGCACUGUCAUGGGUCGUAUUGCAGGUUUAGCAUCUGGCUUAGACACUGGCGAAACUCCAAUUGCAAAAGAAAUCCAUCAUUUUAUUCACUUAAUUACUGGCGUCGCUGUAUUUUUGGGUGUCACCUUCUUUGUUAUUGCACUCAUCCUUAACUAUCAUUGGUUAGAUGCUGUUAUCUUUCUUAUUGGUAUCAUUGUUGCCAACGUACCCGAAGGAUUAUUAGCUACUGUCACUGUCUGUUUAACUCUAACUGCUAAAAGAAUGGCAUCAAAGAACUGUUUAGUGAAGAAUUUGGAAGCAGUUGAGACACUUGGAUCCACAUCAACAAUCUGCUCAGAUAAAACUGGAACAUUAACACAAAAUCGCAUGACUGUUGCACACAUGUGGUUUGAUAAUCAAAUCAUCGAAGCCGAUACUACAGAAGAUCAAUCUGGUGUUCAAUAUGAUCGUACAAGUCCAGGAUUUAAAGCUCUGUCACGUAUCGCUACAUUAUGUAAUCGAGCAGAAUUUAAAGGAGGUCAGGAAGGUGUUCCAAUUUUAAAGAAAGAAGUGUCAGGUGAUGCAUCAGAAGCCGCCCUUUUGAAAUGUAUGGAAUUAGCUCUUGGUGACGUUUUAACAAUUCGUAAGCGUAACAAGAAAGUUUGCGAAAUUCCGUUUAAUUCAACAAACAAAUUCCAAGUAUCAAUUCACGAGACAGAAGACGCAAGUGAUCCACGAUACUUGUUAGUUAUGAAAGGUGCACCAGAAAGAAUUUUGGAACGUUGCAGUACAAUUUUCAUUAAUGGAAAAGAGAAACUCAUGGAUGAAGAGAUGAAAGAAGCAUUCAAUAAUGCAUAUCUUGAACUCGGUGGUCUUGGAGAGCGUGUGCUUGGAUUUUGUGAUGUUAUGCUUCCAUCAGAUAAAUAUCCCCAAGGAUUUAAAUUCAACUCGGACGAUCCUAAUUUCCCAUUGGAGAAUUUACGUUUUGUUGGUUUGAUGUCCAUGAUUGAUCCCCCGAGAGCAGCUGUGCCUGAUGCUGUAGCCAAAUGUCGUUCAGCUGGUAUAAAAGUUAUCAUGGUUACUGGUGAUCAUCCUAUCACUGCCAAAGCCAUUGCUAAAUCUGUUGGAAUUAUUUCCGAAGGAAACGAAACUGUUGAAGACAUUGCUCAACGUUUAAACAUACCCGUCUCAGAAGUUAAUCCUCGUGAAGCUAAAGCUGCGGUUGUUCAUGGAACUGAAUUGAGAGAAUUAUCUUCAGAUCAACUCGAUGAGAUUCUUCGUUAUCAUACAGAGAUUGUUUUUGCUCGUACUUCUCCCCAACAGAAACUCAUCAUUGUUGAGGGUUGUCAACGUAUGGGCGCUAUUGUUGCUGUAACUGGUGAUGGUGUUAACGAUUCUCCCGCAUUGAAAAAAGCUGAUAUUGGUGUCGCUAUGGGUAUUGCUGGUUCAGAUGUGUCAAAACAGGCUGCUGACAUGAUUUUACUUGAUGACAAUUUUGCUUCGAUCGUUACUGGUGUGGAAGAAGGUCGUCUUAUUUUUGAUAAUUUGAAAAAAUCAAUCGCCUAUACACUCACAUCAAACAUUCCUGAGAUCUCACCAUUCUUGGCAUUCAUCUUGUGUGAUAUUCCUUUACCAUUGGGAACUGUCACAAUUUUGUGUAUUGAUUUGGGAACGGACAUGGUGCCCGCCAUUUCACUUGCCUAUGAAAUUGCUGAAGCUGAUAUUAUGAAACGACCUCCACGAGAUCCGUUCAACGAUAAACUAGUCAAUCAAAGACUUAUAUCUAUGGCAUAUGGCCAAAUUGGUAUGAUUCAAGCUGCUGCUGGAUUCUUCGUAUAUUUUGUCAUUAUGGCUGAAAAUGGUUUCUUACCUGGAACAUUAUUUGGUAUUCGAAAACACUGGGAUUCGAAAGCAGUUAAUGAUCUAACGGAUUCCUAUGGACAGGAAUGGACAUAUCGUGAUCGCAAGACAUUAGAAUUCACAUGCCACACUGCUUUCUUCGUAUCAAUUGUCGUUGUACAAUGGGCUGAUAUUAUCAUCUGUAAAACACGACGCAACUCCAUUCUUCAUCAAGGAAUGAAGAACUGGGCAUUAAAUUUCGGUCUGAUCUUCGAAACAGUAUUAGCUGCAAUUCUUUCAUAUACACCUGGCAUGGAUAAAGGUUUACGCAUGUAUCCAUUGAAAUUCGUGUGGUGGCUACCGGCCUUGCCCUUCAGCUUAGCAAUUUUCCUGUAUGACGAAACUCGUCGAUUCUAUUUAAGACGUAACCCAGGAGGUUGGCUGGAACAAGAAACGUACUACUAAAAAGUUUAAAGCAGUGGAAUGAAUAUUUCUACGAGCUAUGUAUACACUAACACCCAACACACACACACUUGCUUGAAAAAAAUAGAAAAAUCAUUAAAAGUGAAAAUAAUAGCGAAUGAAAUAGAAAGAGGAGCAUAUAUUGUGACCACACGAAGAGUAAUAAUUAAUAAUAUGUAAUUAAAACAAAACUUUUUAAAUGAAACUCAACUUUACUUUCGGGAGAAAUCUAAAAUUACCUAAUUUCUUAAAAGCACACGGUUCUCAAUCGCGUGUCGUAAAUUUUUCACCUUUGACCAUCAUUUUUGUCACAAGUUCAAUUUUCAUUAAAAACUAUAGGAAUGAUUUUUUUUCACAAAUAGUUAUAAAUAAUAAAAACAAAAAUACUAUUAAAGUAAUCAUUAGAUUAUAUAUUUCUGUUUCAAACUUCAACACAAAAGUGGAAAAUAUCCUGAUAAAAUAUUAAAAAAUUAGAUUAUUUAAAAAAAAAAUAAGAGAUGAACAACAGAGUUCAGAAUUUAAUAAAGCAAAAAAUGAUAUAAAAAAUAAAUGAAAAUAGUAAUAAUUCGCUCUAGCCUCCUAAAUAAAAUAAGCAUUAAAUUUUCCGUAAUUAAAAAAGAAAGUAAUUUCGUCGUUAAAAUUCGAGAAGAAAGUACAGAAAGUGUUUUUUCAAUGUACAAUAUUAUUAUAAAAAAUGAGGAGAAAUGAUGAAAAUAUAUAAAAUAUGUUGAAAUUACAAUUAUAAAUAGUGUGUGUAUUCAUGCGUUGCAGCAGUGGUGUUCUUCAGAAAAAAUAUAAUAAACAUAAGCAAAAGAAACAUAAGGUAUAAUUAAGCCUCAACAUUUUAUCAGCAAAUGGAACUUAGCACACGAUCAGUUUUUGAUCAAAAGCAUAAUUCUCAUAUGUAACUAUUUUGUUUCUCCUUUUCAUUUCUCUUUUUAGAAAUAAAUUAGCAUUUUAUUUUCUGUUUAGAUUUAAGAAUCUAUGAGAAACAAAAGAUAAAGUAAAUUAAUAGCUAAUAAUCGUAGAACGAAAGCUAAAGAUCAUACUUGAAGAAUAAAUACAAAAAUUAAAUGACAAAAAUCAAUUCUUUUGAUAUGUUCACAAAACUACUUUAUCACAGGAUAUCAGCAAAUAUGAAAUCGUUAAAACAUUAGACAUCAUAAUGAUUUGGUAUUUUUAUUGAAUCUUCAUAAAAUGAGUUUUCAAUUCCAAAUUAGCAUCUCCCGUCCCAUUAAUACUUUAGCUUAAAUUUCAAUUAAUAAUAAAUACAUUUUUUUUGACGAUGUCAAAUAUUUAGGUAAUUUUUUUUUUCAGGUUAUUGAAACUCCUGAUAAAAGAUCAAAAUUUUAUCACUCCUCUCCCAUUAAUUUAAUGAUUUGAAUCAAAUGCUAAAUAUAAUCAUUAAAAAUGUUUAUAUGAUUUGUAACAGAUAAACAGAAAAAAAAAUUAGUUUUUUAUGAUACUUUGAGUAUUGAAAAAGGGCUAAAUCGAAGCAAAUUUGAUAUGAAAAAGAACUGUUUGAUCAUUAUAAAAUUGAGCAUCUCUAUUAUACCGAAAUAAAAACUAUUAAAUUAUAGGCUUUAAUAGAACUAACUAAAAGUUAUAAGGAAUUUGGAGGAACGAAAUAAAAUGUCACCUUUAAAAAUAUGGAAAGAGUCAGUUUAAAUAAAUAUUGUUAGAAAUUCCGGUUGGCAUCAGCUUCACACUCUGACAAUUCUAAAAUAUACGUCACUUUUUAAAUAAAUACUGCCCAUUUCUUGUUAAUGAGAAAAAUGUAUGAUGUCAAGCAGAUGCAUGUAAAGAAAUAUUAACAACAAAAUUAAAUUAAAUUGAAAAUAAAUUUAAAAUGUGGAGCACUCUCACGUUAUUUUAGACGAAAACUGUGCAAGAAUCUAAAUAUGUAUUAAAAUAUAUAUGUAUAAUUCACAAAAGUUUUUAUAGAUGAAUAAUUAGUUGGAGAUUCAUUGUUAUGCAAUUCCUAUAAUUAUUUUUCAUUUUAGUUUACGAGCUUGAUUGGAUAAGUCGUUUCCACGUUCAACUAGGAAAUGUCAACAUAUACUUACAUUAAGAAAUGCCUAAGUAGAUGUAGCAACAAAUUUAACAGUUAAAAUUUUUGCUUUUUCACGUAUUCAUGCACUCACAUGUGAAUCAUGUGAUACGUUUUCUUUUUUUAGUAUCAAUUUUGAAAAGGGUUGCUCCACGCAAAAUUUAAACAAAUAAAAUAGAAAUUGUAGUUUCAGUACAGACAUUUUCAAUUAGAUAAUUUUGUCUGUGAAAAACCGCAUAAAAUACACAUAAAAUUAACCAUGUAAUGAAAAUCUGCUAUUAAAUCAUCUGAAAAUAAAAAUAAAUCAGCAAAAUUGCAUAUAAUAUUUCAUAUUUACAAAAAAUAAGCCCAAAGCAAAAUGAACUCUACAAAAUGAGAAAAAAAUUAGUUAUUAUUGAUGAAAUAUCUAAAUGAAUAAAUUAUGAUGAACUUUCUUCUUUGUUAAUUAGAAAAAGAUAAAAGAAGUAAUUUUUUAUCAUACAUAGGUAUUUAAUAGAUGAAGUUGAGUUUUCAAUUUUGAAGGCGACGUUUGUUUGCGUAUAAUUGCGCUUGAAAGCAUUUUAGUUUGAAGAUUUUCUUAAAAGAUUACAAAGAAAAAACUUAAAAAAUCAAUAAAAAUUUCAUAAGCAGAUUUAAUAUUUACAGCUUCGUUUAAUUUAAUAAAAAAAAUCUAAAAUGAUGAUAAAACUGCAAAAAUUUAUUAAGAAAAGAAAUGCAAAAAUGUUAAUUGUAUUUAAAAUGUUCCAAAAGGUAAACACAAUAAAAUAGUUUUAAAAAUCUUAUCGUUAGUCUAAGUCAUUUCAUGAAUGAAUUUUUUUCGUCAUGGUUACAUAGCAGUGGACAUAAAAUAUCUGUGUCUAUGAAUGAAAGAUGGCGUCCAGUCUUUUUGUUUGUACGACUGGACGCCAUCUUUCAUUCAUAAAUAUUUAACUUCAGUCGUCUCUGAUUUACAAUCUGUGUCUAAUUUGAAAUAAUUAUCUUCUAAUGAAUGGAUAAAACUUUUCGAGGAUUCAGUUUAUGAUGGUGAAGAACAAAUGAAAAAUAAGGUUUUUGAUAAUGUUUGCUGAAUUUGAAUUGGCAGUCAUCUAAAACU